AUGGCGAAAACACGUGAAGCGACUCCAGAGUCCCUGGUCGAGCCCCAGGAGAUCGAAUAUCAUUAUCUGGAACUGGAUACACCCUUGCCUACGCCGUGCAUCGCUUUGCCCCCACAACCAGGCCAAUCCUCCCCGCCAGAGGCUCCAAGCCUCGAGAAAUACACCUCGCCAUUUCUCUGGCCCAAAUGGCGCAAGUCCAUGAUGACGAGCAUCUCAUGUGGUGUCACGGCGUUGGCAGGUUACUCUGCCGGCGAAGUGAGCCCGGCUUCGGAGGAGCUGUGCAAAGAAUGGGCCAUCAGUCCGGUGGUAUACAAUUUAAGUAUCACACUGUUUUGUUUCGGGUUUGCAUUGGCACCCAUGGUCCUUGCCCCGUUCUCCGAAAUUAAUGGACGGCGACCGAUUUUUGUUGCCAGUGGAGUCUUGUUUGUUGCGACGCUGGUCGCGUGUGGCGGGACACACACCUUUGCAGGUCUCUUGGUCGCUCGAUUCUUCCAAGGGGUAGGAGGUUCAACCUUCUCCACCAUGGUUGGCGGCGUGAUUAGUGAUAUCUAUCAUGCCGAAGAUCGAAACACCCCAAUGGCGCUCUUCGCCGGCGCAGCACUAUUUGGAACCGGAUUGGCACCUCUGUGUGCCGGGGCCGUUGUGACUCACACCACUUGGCGAUGGAUUUAUUAUUCCCACGCCAUCGUGUCGGCCGUCUUUGUACUCAUUAUCUUUGUCUUCUUCAAGGAGACCCGCGGGAGUGUGUUGCUCAGUCGCAAGGCCCAAGCUUUGAACAACUACUACGAACAACUCGAAGACGCAGGACACGUGGGCGUGAUCAUGUCAAGGCCCGAUACCUCAGACGAGAAGUGUGUUCGUCGUAUUCGAUGGAAGGUGAAAAGCGAUGAGCAGCGGGCCUCGUUGGCUACCAUGAUUUCGGUGUCGCUGUAUCGUCCGUUCCAUAUGCUUGUCACUGAGCCUGUGGUAUUCUUCUUCUCCCUCUGGGUCUCCUUCAGCUGGGCCACGCUCUACCUCCAGUUUGGCUCUGUUCCUCUCGUCUUCAGCGCCAAUCACAACUUUAACGUGCAGCAGACAGGUGCUGUGUUCACAGCCAUGUGCGUCGGUGCCCUCCUCAUCACCGUCAUCAGCGUCUGGCAAGAAAAGAUCGCUGCACGAUUCGGAUGGCUGCACUCAUCCGCAGAGUCGCGCUUAUACUUCGUCUGCGUCGAGUCCAUUCUGCUCCCCAUUGGUCUUUUCUGGUUCGGCUGGACUUCCUUUUCUUCCAUCCAUUGGAUUGUGCCCGCCAUGGCCGUUGGAUGUGCCACCAUGGGCAUCUUUUCCAUCUACCUCGCUACCUUCAACUAUCUGGCCGACACAUACCAUAGGUCGGAACCUUCUCGGUGGCGUCUUCCCACUCGUCACAGCGGCCAUGUUCAACAAUCUCGGCUUCCCGGGAGCAUCGAGCCUCUUGGGUGGGAUCGUGAGUCUCUCUCUAUUCAAGUUGUCCUCUCCAUCGCGGAUAACGGAACUAACCAUAUCUGGGCCGGAAUAAAGGGCGCCCUUCUUACUCUUGUCCCAUGGGUACUGGCUUUCUACGGCCCACGAAUCCGCGCAAGAAGCAAGUUGGCCAGUGAACUUGCGCAUUGA
Molecule: messenger RNA, 1629 nt
Organism: Penicillium diatomitis
Lineage: Eukaryota; Fungi; Ascomycota; Eurotiomycetes; Eurotiales; Aspergillaceae
Product: Major facilitator superfamily domaingeneral substrate transporter
Exons: 7
Coding region: 1-1629 (542 amino acids)
Biological process (GO): transmembrane transport
Molecular function (GO): transmembrane transporter activity
Source: RefSeq, a predicted model, not a curated record